CCGCCUGCCGCCACUAUGGCCGCCGCUGCCGCCGGUCCGCCCGCGGAGGCUGCCGGGAGAGCGGGCCGCCAGGGGGCGCCACAUCCGGGGCGGAGACGGCACCGCCAUGGCGGCAGCGUUCAAAAGGAGAACUGUCGGCCUGAUGGAAGAGAGUUAGGUGAAUUUCGGACAACCACUGUCAACAUAGGUUCAAUUACAACUGCAGAUGGUUCUGCCCUGGUGAAGUUAGGAAAUACCACAGUGAUUUGCGGAGUAAAAGCGGAACUUGCUGCACCUGCAGUGGAUUCUGCUAAUAAGGGAUAUAUUGUUCCAAAUGUGGAGCUGCCAUCCCUCUGUGCAGAGAGGUUUCGCUCUGGACCACCUGGGGAAGAGGCUCAAGCAGCGAGCCAGUUCAUUGCAGAUGUGAUUGAAAAUUCACAGAUGAUAGUGAAAGAAGAUCUGUGUAUUGCCAAUGGCAAGCUUGCAUGGGUUUUAUACUGUGAUAUCAUAUGUCUGGACUAUGAUGGAAACCUUCUGGAUGCCAGUGUCUUUGCUUUGUUGGCAGCAUUAAAAAAUGUGCAAUUGCCGUUGGUUACGAUAAACGAAGAAACUGGUUUAUCAGAAGUUAAUUUAAAACAGAAGAAUCCUUUGUUUAUCAGAAAGCAUCCGGUUGCCACAUCAUUUGCUAUAUUUGAUGACACGCUACUCAUUGUUGAUCCAACUGCUGAAGAAGAAGAUUUAGCAACUGGAACAGUAACCAUUGUAACUGAUGAAGAAGGCAGACUGUGUUCUGUCCAUAAACCAGGUGGAAGUCCUCUUACAGGAGCCAAGCUUCAGGACUGUAUCACCAGAGCAAUUACAAGACACAAAGAAGUAAAGAAGCUGAUAGACAAAGUAAUAAAAAGUAUAACACCCAAGUGAACAAAAAGAGAGCUCUUCUCAAAAAUGGAUUUGUAAAAAUUGUAUUUGUUACAGUGUUCACAAACCUUUUAUACUAAAUAAACAAAUACCAAUACUA
This is a messenger RNA of Vidua chalybeata, 997 nucleotides long. RefSeq names its product exosome component 8 (gene EXOSC8). The record is from RefSeq and is a predicted model, not a curated record. Gene Ontology annotation, biological process: U1 snRNA 3'-end processing; nuclear mRNA surveillance; nuclear polyadenylation-dependent mRNA catabolic process. The transcript has 10 exons. The coding region runs from base 16 to 900 and encodes 294 amino acids. Gene Ontology annotation, cellular component: cytoplasmic exosome (RNase complex); nuclear exosome (RNase complex). Lineage: Eukaryota; Metazoa; Chordata; Aves; Passeriformes; Viduidae.